AUGGCCGUUGCCAACGGGACAGCCCCGGGCUGCCAAGAAGAAGGUAGCCCUGCGGGGGGGAAGAAGAGGGAAGAGCUGAAGGUGGUGGUCGUGGGCGACGGGGGCUGCGGGAAGACGUCGCUGCUCCUGGUCUACGCGAAGGGCACUUUCCCGGAGGAAUAUGCUCCUUCGGUAUUUGAAAAAUAUACCUGCAGUAUCACCGUUGGCAAAAAAGAAGUCCUUCUACAUUUGUAUGACACUGCAGGGCAGGAGGAUUACGAUCGGCUACGACCACUUUCCUACCAGAGCACCAAUGUGGUCUUAGUCUGCUACGAUGUCAUGAAUCCUACUAGUUUUGAUAAUGUAUUAAUUAAGUGGUCUCACGAGGUCAGCCACUUCUGCCAAGGAAUCCCCAUAGUUCUUGUGGGCUGCAAAACAGAUCUCCGAAUGGACAAGGAACACCUACGGAAACUCCGCUCGGCUCAGCAGGAGCCAGUCACUUACAACCAGGGUGAAGAAGCUCGUCGCCAGAUGAACGCAGACGCUUACCUGGAGUGUUCCGCCAAGUAUCGUGAAAACAUCGAGGACAUUUUUAAGGAAGCGGCAAGCAUUGCACUGAAUGCUAUGAAAAAAAAGCGGCAGAAGAAAUUGAGGCCGUGUUCCCUAUUGUGAUGACCAUCUACACAACGAAGAGGACUAAGAAAGCAUUUCCAGCUUUCCUUCAGCAAUUGGCAAGGAGGCUUUUUUUUACGUUUUCUAAAACGACUGCUCUUCUCCUUCCCUUGGAAUUUUACCUGGAAAACUGACUUGUUCUCAUACGGCAGUUUCUGCUUCUCCUCCCUUCUCUGAAGACUGAAUGUAAGCUGCGAGGACAGCCAGUCCAUUUCCAGAGGCCAGUAGUGAUUUGCCAGGCUUUCCUUUACACUUCUGGGAGGGGUAGGGACUUACUAGCACAGCAAUUAAGGUAAGGUCUGCCGGACCAGAGCUUUGCCAUGAUUUGUUUUGAUAUUAAAAAAAAAACCUCUCUUAAAAAA
Molecule: messenger RNA, 1013 nt
Organism: Heteronotia binoei (common prickly gecko)
Lineage: Eukaryota; Metazoa; Chordata; Lepidosauria; Squamata; Gekkonidae
Gene: RHOF
Product: ras homolog family member F, filopodia associated
Exons: 5
Coding region: 1-651 (216 amino acids)
Biological process (GO): small GTPase-mediated signal transduction; cell migration
Molecular function (GO): GTPase activity; GTP binding
Source: RefSeq, a predicted model, not a curated record